Maylandia zebra (zebra mbuna) is the source of this 2139-nucleotide messenger RNA. RefSeq names its product solute carrier family 31 member 1 (gene slc31a1). Gene Ontology annotation, biological process: copper ion transmembrane transport. Gene Ontology annotation, cellular component: membrane. Lineage: Eukaryota; Metazoa; Chordata; Actinopteri; Cichliformes; Cichlidae. The record is from RefSeq and is a predicted model, not a curated record. Gene Ontology annotation, molecular function: copper ion transmembrane transporter activity.
AUUGGUGAUUCGUUUUUUCCCUUCAACCUCCUCUAAGCUUCGUAAAAACGUCUUGACGUCACUGCCGGAAGUGGCGGCGUAGUGGCGCAGAGGCAGACAGUGAGAACUUGAGCUGAGCGACUUUUUUCCCUCCUCCUUCUUCUUUCUGUGGUUCUUCUUUGGGUUUUUCCCCAGAACCUCUGAGUUUGUUGCUUCGGAGCCGACGAAGGAAGAGAGCAGGAGGAACCUCCGGAUCUUUUCCAGUUUCUUCAGAGCUCGAUCACCCGUCACUUUGUCCUGCAGGGGAACGCAGAGCAGUCGACCUGCUGGUGUUUGAAGUGAGACACCUGACCUUUCCUGUCGCCACGCUGAAGCAUGAAGUCUUUCUCCCCUUGCGGCAGAUGGCCACUCCUCGCUGAGCCUGGUGCUGCCCAAGAUUUCUUCCUGUAAAAAAAGGAGUUUUUCUUUCCCGCUGUUGCCAAGUGCUUGCUGAUUGCAGCCAUGAAUCACCACAUGAAUCACCACAUGAAUCACAGCACCAUGGCCCCGCCCACCAGCUCAGAGCACGACCACGGCUCUGGAGGAGGAGGAGGGGAAGGGAACCAUGGAGGUCACAUGAUGAUGAUGACAUUUUACUUCGGCUACAAUAACGUGGAGCUGCUGUUCACCGGUCUGCUCAUCAACUCACCUGGAGAGAUGGUGGGGGCAUGUAUUGGUGUCUUCCUAUUGGCCGCCCUGUACGAGGGGUUGAAGAUUGGUCGUGAGGUUCUUCUGCGUCGUAGUCAGGUCAACGUCCGUUACAACUCCAUGCCACUCCCCGGGGCUGAUGGGACAGUGCUGAUGGAGACGCACAAGACGGUUGGCCAACAUUUGGAGGGGGCGGUGCCUCCUGUCAUGAGUAACUCCCGCUUCGUGGAAUUAUUUCCCAGGCAGCGCAUGCUGAGCCCCGCCCACUUCCUACAGACCCUGCUGCACAUCAUCCAGGUGGUCGUCAGCUACUUCCUGAUGCUCGUCUUCAUGACCUACAACGGUUACCUCUGUAUUGCUGUGGCAGCUGGUGCUGGAAUGGGCUACUUCCUGUUUAGUUGGAGAAAGGCGGUGGUUGUUGACAUCACAGAACACUGCCAUUAGCAUUCAUGCUAUUUAGCACUAUGAAUGCUCGCUAACACUCAGUAUUAGCAUGCUGGCCUGUGUGCUAAUAGAACUAAACACCAAGUUAGCUAAUUAGCACGACACACUAAAUUACAGCAUUACCUGGUAAAAAUGGUAAUGUCACAUCAUACUGUAGUUGGCAACAAACGACAAGCUAGUUGUCUUCUGAUUGGCCAAUUCACUUUUUUUCCCCGUUUUGUUAGCUUAGCAUCGUUAGCAGCUCAUUAGCUGGGCCACCAAUCAGAAGGCAGGAUGUAAUCAGUUCUUUGACUACUAGGAAUUGAUUGAUUAGGAGCUGUUUUGAUUUGUUGUAUGUACAGAGCAAAUCAAAAGCUUUUUUUUUUUUUUUGGUUAAAUUUUACUUCAUGUUUACGUUUUAAGAUAUUUAGAAAAUUAUUAUUAUUAUUGUUAUUAUUAUUAUUAUCUGAAUCAGCCAGUCGGAGCUCGAUGUUGAUCAAAUGAAAUUUUAACUUUUGUUUUUGUCAGAAGCAGUCACUUGACUUUGUUUUAAAUUGAAGCAUCAUGAUCUGUUUGGCCAGUUGAGUCACCGUUGGCCUUAACGCCGCUGCCACCUGCUGCCUUACUGCUGACUGAAGGUGGGGGCGGAGCCUCGACUCGUUUCACUUCACUUUAAGUCGACAUCUUAGCACUUGCCACAUGUGCUGAUGAUGACAUAAGAACGUCUCUACUGUUGUGAUUACUUUAUUUUUGAUGGUUCACACUGAGGAGGGUGGAGUUUACAUUCUGGACCAAUGGGAUCGCAGGAACAGGUCAGUUGCUGGAUUUAAAGUCCAACUCCAGCAAAAAGUAUGUGGACAUAAUUUUGGUCACAGGCUUUUUAGGAUGUGCACUUACUUCUGGUGCACUGCCUGAGGCUGUGUGGGACCAGCUGGUGUGAUCUCGUCUUGUGUUUUAUGACGUGAACCCUGUGAAGGAAACUGUUUUAUGUGAUCGUGUUUUAAAUGCUGGAAUCAGUAAAAAACUGAAUAAAGUUUAAGUAGAAACUUG